AAAAGAAAAAAAGUUGGUGUUAAAAAAAGAAAAAACAAAACAAAAAAAAAUUAGUCGGCACACUUAUCAAGACUGAAUCCCAAGAAUCUCAUUACAAAGUAAAAUACCAUUCCCAUUUCCGGCUUCACCGAUCCCCAAAUCAAUCACAAACUUCCCUCGCCACCAUGGAACCCGACCCAUCAAACCUCACAUCAUCACUAAUCAAACCCAACCCAAACCCACCAACCAAACCCAUCAACAACCGAGACUUCCUAACCCACCUGGAAUCAUACCUAGCCAAACGCGACGGUAUCGACAAGCUCCUAAAAAUAACCCGUUACGCCUCCAAAAUCAUCUUAUCAUCAAACACCAUCCCGACAACCCACCCGUUCCACCAACGUCUCAAAACCUUCGAAUCCAACGUUGGGCUAAGUCGAAAAGCGUUCCGUCUCGGCAAGUUCAUCCAAGACGUAAACGCUUUCCGCUCAGCCCAACUUAAAAGCCCACGAGACAUUAUUUUUGCAACCCUCGCCUACGGGGGCGAGGGUUUAUAUUACUUUGUUGAACAAAUAGUAUGGUUAACAAAAUCUGGACUUAUUGGACUAAGUCCAGCCCACGCGCGAACUAUGCAGUUAGUAAGCGCGUGGGCUGAACUUAUUGGUUAUUUAGGGAGUAUUAGUUUUAAAAUAAGGGACUUAAAGAACUUGAAAAAAGAUGAGGAGUGUUUGGUAACGGGGAUUGAGAUUAGGGUGUUGAGAGGGGAUGGGGUGGAUGUUGAAAAUGAUAAGUUGAAGAAAUUGAGGGAAAAAAUGAGGCUGAAAUGGUUGUCGCUAGUCCAAGAUGUCGCGGAUGGGUUGAUGGCUGUCGCGGAUGUUCGUGAUGGUAAAGGGAGGUUGUCGGGGCCUUUGUUGAUGGCGUCCGCCGGGAUGGUGUCCGCGGUUAUUAGUACUCAUAAGAAUUGGUUAUCUUGUUAAAUUGUUUGAUUUAUUUGGGGUGGAUGGUGAUUAUUGAUUGAUUGAAAUAAAAGUAUAUGAAUCUUUAUAUUUUGUUA
Molecule: messenger RNA, 1030 nt
Organism: Erigeron canadensis
Lineage: Eukaryota; Viridiplantae; Streptophyta; Magnoliopsida; Asterales; Asteraceae
Product: peroxisomal membrane protein 11A
Exons: 1
Coding region: 165-953 (262 amino acids)
Biological process (GO): regulation of peroxisome size; peroxisome fission
Cellular component (GO): peroxisomal membrane
Source: RefSeq, a predicted model, not a curated record